Molecule: messenger RNA, 2870 nt
Organism: Scaptodrosophila lebanonensis
Lineage: Eukaryota; Metazoa; Arthropoda; Insecta; Diptera; Drosophilidae
Gene: Baldspot
Product: elongation of very long chain fatty acids protein 6
Exons: 4
Coding region: 296-1246 (316 amino acids)
Biological process (GO): very long-chain fatty acid biosynthetic process; fatty acid elongation, monounsaturated fatty acid; sphingolipid biosynthetic process
Cellular component (GO): endoplasmic reticulum membrane
Molecular function (GO): fatty acid elongase activity
Source: RefSeq, a predicted model, not a curated record
CCGUUGCCACUGACUGUCACUGAUACGCCGGCUGCUAAAGAGAGAGCAAUUUGAAGAGAAGCGCGUGCGUUGUUCGUUGUCAAUAAGAAAGUAUUUGGCAGCAUAAUCACAUUGCGAAAAAACUAACAACAACACGCACCCUGACCUCUCACAGCCGCCAAAUUUGUUGAGACGAGAGAUCCCCCUUACCACCCUGCAACACUGAUACACACACAACACACACACACACCUCGGCACAGACACACAUACUCACACACAGAGGGAGGCACUUGAGAAGAGUGGGGCAGGCAACAAAAUGAUCAACAUGGACAUCAGCGUAACGCCCAACUAUUCGUACAUUUUCGACUUUGAGAAUGACUUCAUACACCAGCGCACACGCAAAUGGAUGGUCGAGAAUUGGACCUGGGUGUUCUACUAUUGUGGCAUCUACAUGCUGGUUAUAUUCGGCGGUCAGCACUUUAUGCAAAAUCGGCCGAGAUUUCAGUUACGCGGCCCACUGAUAAUAUGGAGCACACUGCUGGCCAUGUUCAGCAUUAUGGGCGCGUUCCGUACGGCGCCGGAACUGUUGCAUGUGCUGCGCCACUAUGGACUUUUCCACUCCGUUUGCGUUCCUAGCUAUAUCGAGCAAGAUCGCGUUUGCGGCUUCUGGACCUGGCUAUUUGUGCUCUCGAAACUGCCAGAAUUGGGCGACACGAUAUUCAUAGUGCUGCGCAAGCAGCCGCUGAUCUUCCUGCAUUGGUAUCAUCACAUCACAGUGCUGAUCUAUUCGUGGUUCAGCUACACCGAAUACACCUCAUCGGCGCGCUGGUUCAUUGUGAUGAACUAUUGUGUGCAUUCGGUGAUGUAUUCGUACUACGCUCUGAAGGCGGCCCGCUUUAAUCCGCCCCGCUUCAUUGCCAUGAUCAUCACGUCACUGCAGCUGACGCAAAUGAUCAUUGGUUGUGCGAUCAAUGUGUGGGCCAACGGUUUCCUUAAGACGCACGGGGCCCAAUCGUGCAACAUCUCGCAGACGAACAUCAAUCUAUCGAUUGCCAUGUACUUCAGCUAUUUUGUGCUCUUCGCGCGCUUCUUCUACAAGGCGUACCUGUCGCCGGGCGGCAAGAAGAGUCGUCAUAUGGCUGCCUCCCUGGCUGCCCAAAAUACCGCCAAACUCUCCGCCGGACCCAACGAUGUCUCCAGCAAGUUUGUGGCCAGCGAUGCGGCCGCGGCUUCUGCUGCCUAUCUGCGCAAGGCCAAGGCGCAAUAAAUACACAAACGCACCACACACACCCACAUCCACAAAAGGAAUCACAUCCAGACACAUACACACAUCUACAACUACUACUACUACAUACCACAAGCCCAUCCCUGUACUGCUAAGGACAUUUAUUUAAUGAUGCUGAGAUGAGUAACGGUGGAAAAGUUGUUUUUUAAUUUUAAACGACGCAAAAGGAUACGGCCGGGAACACGGACACAUACACGCACGCACGCACACACACACACACACACACACAUAACACCUGCAUAAAGGGAGGGGAGGGGGAGCGUUGGGAAAAUUUAUUUAUAAGCAUAAAGUUUCACACAAAAGCAACGUGCAGCGACAAAUUUAUAACAACUUUUUUUAAACUAUGUUUGUAAUUCUUACGACGUUUAUACGAAGCCUGAAAAUUGUAAAUUCAAAACAAGCUCGAUUUAACAAAAGAGAAACAUAACUAUCCUCAAAAUUAUGUUGUAAAUUAACUCAGCGAACACAAAUCUAAAUUUGUUGAAAUGCUAAGAAAGGCAAACAAGUAAAGUUGUAAGUGAAAAAGUUCUGUUCAAAGAAAAAAAAAACAUUGUAUCACUCUAAAUUUGCUGUAUUAGUUAAAUAGACACUAUUUUGUAGGUCUAUGGACCGUUUAUAAAUGUUGCAUAGUUCGAUACUUAGUAACUUUAUUGCCAAUUGUGUUUUCUAUUUUUUUGCCUCAGGUGGGGUUUUCACAACGCUCAACAAACAAGAACUAUACAGAACCUCCGUAAUGCUCGUGUUGCUCCAAAAAUUUUGUUAGUAAAUUCUCAAAUUGUUUGUUUGUUUGCCAAAGUGCUGUGUAAACCGUUCAGUUUUGCAUGGGAAAGCAAAAAAGACAUACAUAUAUGAAAAAUAUAUAGUGUUCUCUAUAUAUAUAUAUAAUUCUAUUGUUUGAACGAGCAGCAAAACCGCAACAAAUUUUAGAUUCGUUUGCAAAAGUUUUAAAUUUUUUCGUAGUUGGGUCGGAAACUUGUACUCUAAGUCUCUACACUUAUAUAUAUGUAUGUAUAUUUAUAACUCUAAAUAUAUAAAAUAGAAGCGAAAUGGAAAUGAAUGAAAUAUUUUAAAGCAUUACAACAAACUAUAAGUUUAGUCUAUAAUGAUCAAGCGCAAAUUGUUAUUGUAAAGUAAUAAAAUGUAUGCUAUUUUUGUUUAACAUUAACAAACAAACAAAAAAAGUAAAGGGAGAAGCUGCAUUUUGUUUUGGUUUCUUUUCUAUGAACACUCACCUUCUUUUUACUGCUGCAGAACGAAAGAAAAAAAUAGGAUACGAAAAAUAUAAAUAUUUUUGAAAUAUACAUUUUUGAAUGGAGGAGGAAAACAAACACUAAUGUAACGUAAAUACCAAACCCUCAAGCGAAGAAAUUCAAAUGAUUUAUAUUUGUAAGAAAAAACAUAAACAAAAAGUCCUAUUUGGAAAGAUAAUUAAGUGUAAAUGAUGUAAAAGAAUAAGAGAUGAAUGCAGUAAAAUGAAACUUUAAUGCGAACAUUAAAUGAACAUAUUGCAAUUUUAGUGUGAAAACCAAAAAAAAAAAUAAAUAAAUAAAACAUGAUGAAAAGGUAAUAACAACGGAUUAAUAAAAUGUAACGGAAAAAGGAUAAA